Messenger RNA from Saccostrea cuccullata (small rock oyster), 1566 nucleotides. RefSeq lists its product as uncharacterized. The record is from RefSeq and is a predicted model, not a curated record. Lineage: Eukaryota; Metazoa; Mollusca; Bivalvia; Ostreida; Ostreidae. The transcript has 9 exons. Bases 641 to 1381 code for a protein of 246 amino acids.
CAGAGUAGUAUAUUGUUUGUCCACACAUUCGUUGCUUUUCACUGUUUGAGAACAACUUUUCCAAGAUCUUAAACGUAAAAUGAAACAUACCGUGGGCUGAAUGGAAGAAAUUUCCGUGUCGCAGCUAUGGUUAGUAAAAUUCUCAUUAUUCUGCCGAGUCUCGAAAGUAACGAUUCUGUAGUUACGUAGAUGUUUUUCAGUAUUAAGGUGUCUUUGAAAUUGGCUGCUGUAGUUUGCCGAGAAGUUGCACAAGUUACAAAAAAGUGGAUCCUCUGCACGUCUCUUCAUUCUCCCUCUUCAUGUUAUUCUGGUCUGUCAGAUUGAAAUAUCGCGCGAAAAAAAUCGAAGGGGCGUUCGGAACAGGUAAAACCGAAAAGCAAUUAACGUUGAAUAUGCUAUUUGUAUGAUACUUUCUUCGUGAGAUUUUUUUCAAAUAUAUAUCAAAGGGAAAAAAAGAUGAGAAAAGUAAUAAAUUUCAUUAAUUUCAAAAUAUAUGAAACAUGAUAAUGGCUUGGUUACACUUCCUGUCGGUUCUCGAUGUUGACAGUUCUACGUAAUAUUUUACGUCAUUCAUCAUCUGUUGGAAACUGACAGUGCGUAAAAGAAACAGUAGGCCUUGCUGAGACUGAUAUUUUGAAGAAUGGCAAACGAUUCACAGCAAUCGCUAGAUUUGUUCCAUGGUUCACAAGAUUCAGAGAAUGACAAUGCCCCUCCUAACCUCCCUCCACUGGAAAGACCAGUAAAUAUGAAGAUGAUCUAUGAUGAGAUCUGUAGUUUGAGGAAAGAGGUCCAGGAUAUUAGAAAAAUCCUGGACGGCCGUAGCUCUAGGUCUGCUCCUACAGCUUCUGCAAACUUCCAAGUGGAGGGAUCAAAUGUGAAGAAACCACUUACAGCUUUCUUAAAAAGCUUAUUUUUUACAUACCCAUGGGUCACCGACACAGAUGAUGAACUUAAGCAAAAGGUUACAGCCAUAUUGACCCAGUGUGGUUGGGAGGAAAAUGGGAGCAUGUUGAUUACAUGCUUCUCAUUUGCAUCACACUCAUUCACAAGUUGGAGGAAUCAGGUCCGACAAAAGCUGGUUACUCCAGACAAAAAUGUGGAAGGAAUGCCUCUGAAGGCACUUCAGAGAUAUCUCUACAGUGCCUUCUGGGUUUGCCCAUCCCCCAUUGAUGAAAAGAAGAACUUCAUAGUGACACUUGCCUUGAGAGCAUUUGCUGAUGGCCAUAAACUCUUUCAAAAAAGUUCCAGUGCGACUGCCAUCGACUUCUGGAGAGCGUUCAAAAAGAACAUGGAUGCCAUGAUGAAACAGUCUCCAGAUCGAUGGCAGUCACUGGAACAGAGAAUUGUAAAAAAGAUUGAAGCCAAAAAUAAAGAAGACUGAAAAUAAAAUACAGUGUCUGUUGUGAUUACUCGAUCCAGUUGUUUGGUCAAGAAAUAAUUGUAAUCAAGAGAAACACAGGAUUUAAAUUUAAUACAAUUAAAAAGAAUAAUUGUUUAUCUUAGGUGAGAAUCUCAAGUGAAAUGAAAUCAAAUUUUUCACAAAAUGGACAAAUGAAUGUGCAUAAA